Molecule: messenger RNA, 3354 nt
Organism: Odocoileus virginianus texanus
Lineage: Eukaryota; Metazoa; Chordata; Mammalia; Artiodactyla; Cervidae
Source: RefSeq, a predicted model, not a curated record
CGUGAGGCAGCAGGAGCCAAGUAACCUGGCAGUUCCUUUCGCUACGGACCUGUUGCUGUGCGCAGUGGUGGCCAGAGGCUUCGCAGGUGAGAAAAUGGCAUUUGUGAAGAGUGGAUGGUUGCUGUGACAGAGUACCAUUUUGACGCACUGGAAGAACUGGUUUGACCUGUGGUCAGAUGGUCACCUGAUCUAUUAUGAUGACCAAACUCGGCAGAGUGUAGAAGAUAUCCACAUGCCAGUGGACUGCAUCAACAUCUGCAUGGGACAUGAAUGUAGGGAUAUUCAGACACCAGAUGGGAAGCCAAAAGGCUGUAUGCUGCAGAUUGUUUGCCGAGAUGGGAAAACCAUCAGUCUUUGUGCAGAAAGCACAGAUGAUUGUUUGGCCUGGAAGUUUACACUCCAGGAUUCCAGGACAAACACAGCUUAUGUUGGCUCAGAAAUCAUGUAUGAUGAGACAGCUGUGGCUUCCUCCCCACCUCCUUACACAGACUGUGCUGCACCAACCCCUGAGCAGGCAUAUGGCUAUGGUCCAUACAGUGGUGCACACCCACCAGGAAUUCAAGUUGUCUAUGCUGCAGAUGGACAGGCUUAUGCUGUACCCUAUCAGUACCCAUAUGCAGGACUUUAUGGACAGCAGCCUGCCAACCAAGUCAUCAUUCGUGAGUGGUAUCUAAACAAUGACAGUGACCUGGCGCUGGGCAUGCUGGCUGGAGCAGCCACAGGCAUGGCCUUAGGGUCUCUGUUCUGGGUCUUCUAGAGUCCUUGGAAUCUAGCUUCUGAUACCCUGUGUGCAAUCAUAUAAUAUGCAGGGCAUUUCUGUUUGUUAUAAAUGUUUUUAAUAAUAGCUUUAAUAGUUCUUUUGAAAGUAGUGACAGAAUACUUAUAAGUACAUAGAAGUACUGCAGAGAAAGAUUUGGACUAUAUGGGGCCACUGGCUCAUUCGAGGAGUUUCCUUAUAAAACUCUCGCAAUACUUUAUUUGGACACACCUGUUUUGAAAGGCCAUUUUCUUUUUAGAGUUAGGCCUUAGUUCUUAAGGGAUAAUUUAUUUUAGUAUUUUGCUGGUAACAUGGUGAUGUAGGAGUGAGUGAAUGACUGUGGCAAGACUGCAGCUUUUUUGGUUUAAUGUCAGACUUUGAAACCUCAGACCAAAACUGGCUGCGUGUUACUUCAGGAGUUAUAGGCUGGAACCUUCCUUAGGCAGUGGUGUGAUAUCCCACAGCCUCUGGGACUCCAGCAAAGCAGACUGCUCAGGAUGAUGGACGGGAUGGCAGUUCCUUCCUUGAAAAUGAUGCUUUUUCAUUUUAUUCUUAUUUGUUUGUUUCUGGUUGUGAUACUUAGAAAGUAUCCCAAAUUAGGAGUAGACUUGAGUGUCAACAUUUUAGGGCUUUAUCAUUUAAAACUUGAAGAAGGCACAACUCCAAAAAAGUGUGUGGAGGUAAUUUAUUUUAUUCAGAGGCAUCAUGUUUUUAGUGUUUGCUUUGAGCGUUCUUUAUUGCCACUUCAGCCUACUUAUAGCUUAUUUUUCUACUUGUUGAGAAAGUAAUAUUAAGAGAAUGGUGAGGAGAGUGAAAUGAGAGCCAUAGUUGCCGUGGUCCUGUUUCAGAGGAUUGGGCUGCACUGAGGAUGCGUUUUAUGUCUUUCUGAAGGCUGUUAAUGGGCCCAUCUCCUGUCCUGGGUAGGACUGGGCACUGUCCCCAAGCUCUGUGCUGUAUGGUGGGGGAAACUCAGGUUAUAGAUGGGAAUUUCAGCCUAGAGACAUGAAUGACCUGCUCAAGAUACCUCUCCACCUGACUAGGACACCAGCCUUGCUUUUAUUUCUGACUUUAGUGAACCAUUUAAUUUUGAGACCCAACUUAUAUGCGAAGCUCUGAAAAACUGAGGGUCCUGCAUUUCUGUUAUUUCUUAUUUAUCUAUAUAAAUUUUAAAACUUCAGUUAUUCCAGUUUUCUGUCCUGCAUGUUUUAAAAAAUGUACAUUUACAAAGACACAAUGACAGUCUCUGCCCCUAUAUUCCAUGUGGCCAUGUUUCCACAAAAUACACUCCUGGUAGCACAAAUUCUGUUUAUAUUUUAUGUAACCAGUUACAGACAUGGUUUUUUGUUUCACUUAUCAGUCCACUCCACCUCUGAGGGAGACUUGAAUAGAUCUAUCUCUGUAUGGAAACUAGAUGCCUAAUGAGCAUUGUGGUGACCACAGGUCUGUUUCCCAGCCAGUUCCACUGCACCUGUUGACACUGGAGAGUCUGCUUCCAGCUGGAAAGAAGUAUACUUGGCUGUCAUCUCUUUUGAUGUGUCAUGUGGUGGAAAGUUGCCAGAUGUUAUGUGUGACAACACUGGUUUUGAUGGUUAAAAAUGUUACUUAUUUUACAUCAUAUGUAAUAAGAAUAGCUUUGUUCAGAUGGUAAUCAUUAUUCAAGCUGUAUGCUUUAGAAACAAAAUACUAAACUCAGUUUUUAAUGUUGCACUGGAGUGUUAAUUUUGAACUAGGAAUUACUGGAACCACAGGUACUGAGUUAUGUCACUGAAAUGCCCUUGAAGCAGAUGGUCUCCCUGUGUUCCCGUGGCUGCCUCCUGACAGACUGGAGGGAGUUGUGGACUGGAGUCCUGACGUACAUGUGAUCCCCAAUCUCCAGUCCCUGUCCCUAGCUGGGCAAGCCAUGCUGGGCAACUGUAGUUGAAUCUGGAAAUUCAUUGUCCCUAGUGACUUGAUCCUGACAGGAAAUGCAUGCUCAGCAUAAAGAUGGGCUGAGAUGCUUCAUUUCCCUGGCCCCAAUUCUCAUAGAUGCCAAUCUUUGGUCGCCUCACUUAGGUAGUCCUAAAUCAAGAAGUUAGGUGAGCUGGAAGGAAAUUGUUCACUUUAACUAAAGUAAAAUGUUUAGCCAGCAUUUUACUUCCAUGUGUACUUUUAAAUAACUGGCCAUUAAUAUUGAACACAUGCCAGUCUGCUUGUUUCUUAGCUCUGUUCGUUAAAUUUCUUAGUUAACUUCAGAGUUAGAUUUAAAGAGAAGGGAGAGGUGAGCGACUGUGUUUCAGAUCAACAUUCAUGAAAUGGACCAGACUGGGAUGCAAGAUCUGAAUUAUGGGAAAAGUUCCUGCCAUUGAUACAGAAUGACCCGUGUUUGCUUUCUACAUUAAUUGUGAUUCUGUGCGAUCUUUUUCACCUUCCGAAGUUUACAGACACUGGCAUGGAAUGUGGUUCCAUUUUUUCCCCUAGGGUUGAUCUUUUUUUUUCUGAUUGCUUGCCUGUCUCUAGUAUUCUGUGGUGUCUUAAGAACCAGUUUUUCCCUGUAUAUGCAAAUUGUAUGUUUAUAAGUGAAAAUGUUAAUACAUUAAAUAAUUGUUAACCUUAAAGCA